Molecule: messenger RNA, 1233 nt
Organism: Xylona heveae TC161
Lineage: Eukaryota; Fungi; Ascomycota; Xylonomycetes; Xylonales; Xylonaceae
Exons: 2
Coding region: 1-1233 (410 amino acids)
Molecular function (GO): protein binding
Source: RefSeq, a predicted model, not a curated record
AUGGUCCAAUCAAGCAAUCUCUUCAAAUUUUUCUCCGCAACUUUGCUUUUCGCUGGGUUUGCUCAGUCGCGCGCGAUUGAGAAACCGAGUGUGGGUGCCUGGCCGGCGAGCGCCUCCCCUAGCGUUGGUUUCGGGGAGGAACAAAAGGUCCUUUACCUCAUGACCAACAAGGCAAACAAUUCAAUCGUUGCAAUUCCCAUUGCCCACGAUGGCACCCUGUCAGGCGCAGUUUACACCAGCACCGGAGGCAGUGGUGGCAACUUGGUCAAUCCCAUGACCGGCGCUCCCAAUGUUCCAGAUGCUCUUUCUGUGCAAGAUAGUGUCCGAGUUGUUGGAAACUUCCUUUUCAACGUCAAUGCAGGCUCAGGCACGGUCUCCAUGUUUGCCAUCAAUCCCAAGAACCCCACGGAGCUCUUGCCGCUUGGCAAGCAAAGCUCAAACGGCGAUUUCCCCACCUCGAUUGCCGCAUCCUUGACCAACAAGAAGGUCUGCGUGGCCAACACUGGAGUGACCGCCGGUGUUUCCUGCGCCAGCUUCGACGACUACUUUGGCCUUGGGGAAUUCGACGCGCUUCGUCCGCUCGAGCUUGGCCAGACGAACCCUCCAACGGGUCCUCUGAAUACCGUUGGCGACCUGCUCUUCAAUGCAGAUGAGUCUUUGCUCGUUCUCACCGCCAAGGGCAACGGCAACGCAAACCACACCGGUUUCGUCACAACCUAUCCUGUCACCGAUGGUCGCAUUUCCGUGACCGGAAAGGAACACAAGCCUCCUGGUCUCGGUGCUGAAUUCGGAUCCGCCGUCAUUCCUGGAACUAAGAACCUCAUCCUCUCCACCCAAGCUGAUUUCGGUUCCGUCGUCCUCGACCUAGACCACUUGGAUGCCGCUCCCUUGGCCAAGACAAAUGUGACCGGUCAAGCUGCCUCCUGCUGGGCCCAAGUCUCGACCUUUACUGGCACCGGCUUCAUCACCGACGCCUUGGUCAACCGUCUCGUCGAGACGAAUCUGACCACGGGAGCCAUCGUCUCCGAAUACGUUGCGCCAAACUGGAACCCGGGAAUGACUGAUUUCUUGACCCUCGGACCCAAGAUCUGGGCGCUCAGUGCCGGAAAUGGCACAACACCGAGCAGUAUCGCCGUCUUUGACAUUAGCGGUGGUCCGGGAAGUGCCAAGCAGAUUCAAAACUAUGCCGUGCCUGGCCUUGAUGCCAAUGCAAUGGGACUGGCAAUCUUUUAA